AUGGGCACAGUUUGUGUCAAAAAGCAACAAACUUCUUAAAGAUUAUAACCAUAAAUUCAAAAUUAAUCUACAAAAACCUAAAAUGCAAGUGUUGAGCCUUCUUAAAGAAAUUAAAACCAACUUCAAGAAUAUCAGCAACCACCCAAAUAGACCAACAUGAUUUAAGUCAAAGAAAAUACAUCUAAAUAAAUAUAUUUUAGUGAAGUAUCUAAAAUAUCUAAUUUAGUUUACAUCUCCUAGAUCUGAAAUCAAUGAAAGAUCAAUUCAUAGUAAAAGUGAUCUUUCAAAAGUUCAGCCUAUGAAAUAUCAUAACUUAAAUUAAGAAAAUAAUAAAAACCAAAAUUAAAAUGAAGAUGAAUAAGAUACAAUUGUUCAAGUUUCAGAACCAAAAAUCUAAAAUAUUAAAGUUCUUAAUAUCUUAAAUACAUUAUAACCUUUCAGAUAUGAUCUUGAUAAUGAUACAAAAUUUAUUGAUUCUAUAUCAUUAUCUCCACAAGUAAAUUUGUACCAAGUAUUAUAGAAAUUUAUAAAUACGGGCAUAAUAUAUGUUGGAUAAUGGAAUAAUAGAUAAAAAUAAGGUAGAGGACGUUAAUUUUGGCCAAAUGGUACAUAUUAUGAAGGAUACUGGUAAAAUAAUUAAGCUAAUGGAUUUGGGAGACUGAUAUAACCAGAUGGAUCAUAUUAUGUAAAAUUUAGGUUUUGUAAAUUUACAGGAAGGUAAUUGGAUGAAUGAUUUAUAAUUUGGAUUUGGAAAAUUUGUAGAUAGUGAGGGUAAUUAUUAUGAAGGAGAAUGGAAAGAUAAUGAAAAGAAUGGUUAUGCUAUUGAAUAUUGGAUAUCAGGUGAUUAAUAUUAAGGGUAAUAUCUUAAUGGUAUGAAAAAUGGAAGAGGUAGAUAUACAUGGGUCAAUGGUAAUAGUUAUGAAGGAACUUAUGUUAAAGAUUAGAUUUAAGGUUUUGGAACAUAUAAAUGGCCAGAUGGUCAAGAAUAUACUGGUGAGUGGUUGAAGAAUUAAAUGCAUGGUAAAGGCACAUUUAAAUGGCCAAAUGGGAAUAGAUAUGUUGGAGAUUAUAAAGAAGAUAAAAAAGAUGGAUAAGGCAUAUUUUAUUUUUCAGAUGGUAAAACUUUAAAGGGUACUUGGAUUUAAGGUAAACAAAAUGGAAUUGGUGUACUUACAGAAUUGGAUGGAAAAGAAAUUGUUGGAAUUUGGGAUAAAGGAAGAUUAGUUUCAAAAGAAUGA
Molecule: messenger RNA, 1238 nt
Organism: Paramecium pentaurelia
Lineage: Eukaryota; Ciliophora; Oligohymenophorea; Peniculida; Parameciidae
Source: the annotation of a GenBank genome assembly